AUGCUAAUUGUUGUUGGCCUACUGCUUGGCUGCUGUUGUAUCUGUAUUGCUGGUAUUCUACGGUCAAAAAAAACUUCUGGUAACAACAACAAAAACAGAAUUAAUUCCCGUACAACAGCAAUACCACCACCAACAACAACGGCAGCAGAACCCCAUGAACCAUCUGCUGUAUCCAGCAGUCAACUGGAGGCUAUUGAAACAACACAGUUUCCUAGAUCGCCAUUAUAUCGUCCACAACAGCUAGCUGAUGUUUAUGCAAUCCCAAUGCCACGACUUCAUCGUGCCCACGAAUUGAGCUCUGCACAAACAACAUCUCAAGCAUCAUCAUUUCGAAUUUAA
This is a messenger RNA of Enterobius vermicularis (human pinworm), 339 nucleotides long. The record is from the annotation of a GenBank genome assembly. NCBI's taxonomy places the organism in Eukaryota, Metazoa, Nematoda, Chromadorea, Rhabditida, Oxyuridae.